Molecule: messenger RNA, 1508 nt
Organism: Oppiella nova
Lineage: Eukaryota; Metazoa; Arthropoda; Arachnida; Sarcoptiformes; Oppiidae
Source: the annotation of a GenBank genome assembly
GUUCAAGUCUUGAACCCUAUCUCACAAUUGUCUCAUUGAUUGCAAGUCGAUGUCAAUUAAUAGACACUUGAUUUCAGUGCACGAACAGUGAUCCAGUGAUGUCUGAGUUGCGAUUUGACGGCAGAGUUGCUGUGGUGACCGGUGCUGCCAGAGGUUUGGGUCGAGAAUAUGCACUCUUAUUGUCAUCGCGUGGGGCGGCCCUCGUCAUUAAUGAUUUGGGCGGUAAUCGCAGUGGAGACGGCAAUAGUACUUCAGCUGCUGAUGAUGUCGUCAAUGAGAUUAGAAGUAAAGGCGGAAAAGCUGUCGCAGAUUAUAACUCCGUAGAAGACGGCGAGAAAAUCAUUAAAACUGCGAUCGACUCUUUCGGACGAAUUGAUAUUGUGAUAAAUAACGCGGGAAUACUUCGCGACAAAUCCUUCGCAAAGCUUUCAGACCAGGAUUGGGAUUUGGUACAUCGGGUCCAUUUGAGAGGCGCUUGUAUGGUGACCAGAGCUGCCUGGCCUUACUUCCAGAAGCAAAAAUACGGCCGUUCCGCAAAACUCGGUUUAGUGGGUUUGAGCAAUACAUUAGCUGUUGAGGGGGCCAAGUAUAACAUAAAGUGCAAUUCUAUAGCACCUGUCGCUGCGUCCAGACUUACUGAAGAUAUAUUUCCCGAAAAUUUUAUGGAGUACUUUAAGCCUUCAUAUGUGGCUCCAGUAGUGGUUUGGUUGUCGCACGAAUCCUGUCCCGAAACGGGAGGUGUUUUCGAAACGGCUGGCGGUUAUGUCGGCAAAUAUCGUUGGCAGCGAUCAAAGGGUAAAAUGUUUUCCCCGCCAAACACAUUGACUCCCGAAGCCAUCCGUGACUUUUGGCCUCAAAUAACAGAUAUGAAUCAAUUCAAUAGUUUUAAUUCAUUUCAAGAGCACACUUUAAAUCUUGUGAACACAAUCAAAGAUUUGAGUGAAAACAAUGAGGUCUCAGAAGUGUCGACAAAUUCUGUGACCCAUCACUACACCAUUGAUGAUACUAUUCUCUAUGCACUCUCUGUCGGUGUUUCUACCCGUGAAUCAAAACAUCUGAAUUUUCUCUAUGAAUGUAAUGAAGAAUAUUCAGUGAUUCCUAGUUAUGGAGCUGUAAUAGGUUUGAAUGCAAUGGCAGAGAGCGCUAUAAUACACGACGCGAUGACUGCUUAUAAAAUUAGAGGCGAUAUGACUAAAGUUAUACACGGCGAGCAUUAUUUAGAAGUGGUUAAACCCAUCCCUCCCUCUGCCACUCUUACAUCAAAACCUAAAAUCGUUGACGUAUUAGACAAGGGUUCCGGUGCUCUGUUCAUAAUAGGAGUGGAGACAUUUGAUGAAAACCAAUCGCUUAUAUUCUACAACCAAAUGGCCCUGUUUAUGGUGGGCGCCGGUAACUUUGGCGGCAAAAGAACCAGUCCUGACACCAGUAUUAAGCCAUUAGUAGAGGCGCCUAAAAGAGAUCCUGAUGCGAUUGUUUUGGAAAAAACUUCCUUCGAUCAGGUUUUUUAA